This is a messenger RNA of Thyridium curvatum, 1776 nucleotides long. RefSeq lists its product as uncharacterized. Bases 1 to 1776 code for a protein of 591 amino acids. The record is from RefSeq and is a predicted model, not a curated record. The transcript is spliced from 2 exons. Lineage: Eukaryota; Fungi; Ascomycota; Sordariomycetes; Thyridiales; Thyridiaceae.
AUGCCUCUUCAAGAGACGGUCACAAUUAUCAACAACUCUGGCAAGAUCAUUACCACGGGAAAACACCUGUUUGCCAUCUUCAAGGACGCCAAAGCCGCCUACCAAGAGAAAAAAGCGGCCCUCAAAUCGGAGCGCUUCGGCGGCAUUCAGCGUGCCCAAACGUUCGACGUAGCCCCGCGCGAACCUGUCUACGAUGACGGCGUCGAGUACGUUGACCCGUACUACGAGCAGUACGACCACGAUCCGAGGUACAUAGAAGACCGGAGGUAUUCCCAGGAUGAUCUCGAGAGGCGGUCGCACGGGUCGUCCCGCUCGCGGAGGACACACCGGUCCCACCGGAGCAACCACGGCGGUAGCCACCACCACCACCACAACGCCCGGCCGGCCCUGACCGAGUCAAAUCUGAAAACCUUGUCGGAGGUAUCUGCCACGACAGCUUCGGCACCGCCCGUCGCCUACCGAUCCCCGUAUGCCGAGACCGCGCCACGGGACAUGGCCCUCUCCCGCCCCACCCUCGCCCGAGCUCCGACUGCACCUGCCGGAGCGCCUACCCUCUAUAACAAUUAUCCUCCGAGCGAAUCGAUGCCCAUAUCAUCGCCGCGUCAGUCUAUGGCUGUGGCUAGGCCAAGGUCAAACCCCUCCCUAAGGGAACGGUCCAAGUCUAUCGACCUCAACCUCGCCUAUGGCAACAUUCCGCCCGAUCUGGCGUCCCGGGUCGACCUCGAUCCCCAACACAAGGAACUGCAGCACGAGACCGAAGCAAAAGGAUUGAUGUCCAAGAUUGAGGGCCUGUUGUCCGAAGCCCAGUGCCUCCACCACUCGGCCAGCGCCAUCAUCACAAACCUGCAGAGCAAUCCCGAAAGGGCCGCUGCUGUCGCCUUAACUUUGGCCGAGCUGUCGGCGCUGCUAGGCAAGAUGAGCCCGGCGUUUCUCGGCGUUGUCAAGGGCGGUAGCCCUGCUAUCUUUGCUCUUCUUGCGAGCCCUCAGUUCCUCAUUGGCACCGGCAUAGCCGUCGGCGUCACCGUCGUCAUGUUUGGCGGUUGGAAGAUCAUCAAGCGCAUCAAGGAGGCGCAAGAGCAGCAACAGGGUGCGAAGAUGGCAUUCGAAAUGCAGGAGCAGAUGCCUGCACCCCCACCGCCAGGUGGCCCGGGCUUCCAGCAAGGUGCCGCUUUCGCUGGUGGGCCCGGCUCCUUCGAUGAGGCCUACAUUCUAGAGGAGGAACUGAGCACCAUUGAGACGUGGCGUAGGGGUAUCGCGCCGUAUGGCGAGGACGAGAGCGCCGACCUGGAGCUCAUCAGCCCGGAGGCCAUGCGCUCGAGGAUAGAGGUCAGCAGGUCUACUCGGGAUGGCGACGCCAUGUCCCGCCGCAGCGAGAGGACACACAGGACGCACAAGUCCCACAGAACCCACAAGAGCCGCGGCCAUCACAGCAGGCGUGGGAGCGAUGAUGACGACGACGCCCAUACUGUGCCCGAGCGCAAGAGCAGUAAAGGUUUCAGCACCAAGAACAAGGAGGACCGGGACGCCGCGAGUGUCACGAGCAGCCAUCGCAGCCACCGCAGCCACAAGAGUCACAGGUCCUCGGCCUCGAAGCGCACUGAGCGCGUCGAGCUCAAGGCCAUCGAGGAUGGGAGCCGUCAGGCCGAAGAGUCGUCGCUCGACCUUGUGCUGCGCCCGAAGGAGAAGAAGAACAACAUGCUCAAGACGCUGUUCAAGAAGAAGAAGGAGAAGGAGGAGCACGACAGGGUCAAGGUCGGCGUGUCGGUUCUGGUCUGA